AUGCCCCCACGCGGGCGCGCCACCACCACGAGCGUGAACCUCCUGCCGAGCGACUUUGUGGGCCAGCGGGUGGAGCUGCAAGGGCUGACUGCCCGCGCCGAUCUCAACGGACAGGUCGGUGUCGCCAAGUCCUACGACUCGGCGCGCGGCCGGCUCGCCGUCGCGCUGGAUUCCGGAGAGGGCGCCGCCAUGUCGGACGGCUUUUGGGGCUCCGGACCGCCGCUGCUGGUGCGGCCGGCGCACCUGCGGCUCGUGGAGCUCGAGACUGGCGCCGUCACAGCGGCCGCCAGCGACGAGAUGCUGCGCGCCAAGCGGUACCGGCAGCUGCACUGCGUGCGGAUGGCGGCCGCGGAGCACGCCAGCGUGCUGAGCGAGUGCGCGAGCCGGGCGGAG
Molecule: messenger RNA, 393 nt
Organism: Emiliania huxleyi CCMP1516
Lineage: Eukaryota; Haptophyta; Isochrysidales; Noelaerhabdaceae
Exons: 2
Source: RefSeq, a predicted model, not a curated record